AUGCCCAACCCUUCGGACCGCCGAGUUCAGCUCCUGAAGACUGCUUUCGUUGUCUACAACCACGCAGAUCUCGACAAAGCAAAAGAAUUCCUACUCGACUUUGGUCUACAUGUUGCCUUUGAGAAACCAGGUCAAAAGAUAUAUUUCAAAGGUUAUGGCGCCGAGCCGUACGUCUACGUGGCUUGCAAAGCUGAUACAUCCAGCUUUGGGGGGGGUGCAUACGUUGUUGAUUCGUUCGCCGAGCUUGAAAAGGCUAAACAAAUCCCCGGAGCGAGCACUAUUAUGCAACUGGAAGAUGAAGCUGGCGGAGGUCAACUGGUUACUCUAACCGAUCCAUUUGGGCACAAGGUACAUCUCAUCUGGGGAUGGCGUGAAAAAUCAGCUGAACCCAUGAAGCUGGAAAAAUUGGUGGUCAACUACGAAGACGAGAAGCCACGAAAGGGUCGAUUCCAACGGUUCAAGCCAGGUCCAGCCCCAGUUCAUCGCUGGGGUCAUUAUGGGGUCACUUAUCCAGAGGGCCAGUACCAAGCAAUGUAUGACUGGUACACGCAGAAUCUGAGUCUGGCAACAUCAGACAUCGUUUACAAAGACGGAAAGCCAAUCACUUGUUUUUUCCACGUUGACCGGGGUCAAGACUAUACCGAUCACCACGCGUUCUUUUUCAAGAAGGCCAAACCGGGGGAACCUCUGACCGUGGCCCAUGCAGCAUUUGAGGUCCAUGAUUUUGACAUUCAGCAACUGGGACACGACUAUCUCGCUUCGAAAGGCCAUGAACUCUGCUGGGGUGUUGGACGACACGUUCUCGGUAGCCAAGUAUUCGAUUACUGGUUUGAUUCCAGCCGCUUUGUCGUGGAACAUUACGCCGAUGGAGACCUUGUGAAUUGCGACACGCCAGUUUCUCACGUCCAAGCCGGACCUGAUGCGUUGUCUGUAUGGGGUCCUCCAGUACCCAAAGUUUUUUAA
Aspergillus nidulans FGSC A4 is the source of this 963-nucleotide messenger RNA. RefSeq names its product 2,4,5-trihydroxytoluene oxygenase. The coding region runs from base 1 to 963 and encodes 320 amino acids. The record is from RefSeq and is a predicted model, not a curated record. The transcript is spliced from 3 exons. NCBI's taxonomy places the organism in Eukaryota, Fungi, Ascomycota, Eurotiomycetes, Eurotiales, Aspergillaceae.